UCGGACAGCGCGCUCGUAGAGGCGAGGCAAGCAGAAAGAAAGAGCACGCCACGGCCCACGGCACAGUAGCUUCGACUGCAAGGCCGGCCGGGUGAGAAACAGAGAGGCGGUAGGGAAGAGAUGGAAGGGGAGACCAAGAACGGCGGCGGAGUGGAGGAGCGGUCGAGGUUCAGGCGGGUGUGCGUGUUCUGUGGGAGCAGCUCGGGCAAGCGGAGCAGCUACCGGGACGCCGCCGUCGAGCUCGGCAAGGAGCUGGUGGCGAGGAAGGUGGAUUUGGUGUACGGAGGGGGCAGCCUGGGGCUCAUGGGGGAGGUCUCCGAGGCCGUGCACAAGGGCGGCGGCCAUGUCAUUGGCGUCAUACCUACCACUCUGAUGGGCAAGGAGAUCACCGGCGAGACGGUGGGCGAGGUGCGGGCCGUGGCGGGCAUGCACCAGCGCAAGGCCGAGAUGGCGCGCAACUCCGACGCCUUCAUCGCGCUCCCCGGUGGGUACGGGACGCUGGACGAACUCCUGGAGGUGAUCGCGUGGGCUCAACUUGGCAUCCACAGCAAACCGGUGGGUCUGCUGAACGUGGACGGGUACUACAACUUCCUGCUGGCGUUCAUCGACAAGGCGGUGGACGACGGGUUCAUCAAGCCCGCCCAGCGCCACAUCUUCGUCAGCGCCCCCGACGCCAGGGACCUUGUCCAGAAGCUCGAGGAGUACUCGGCGGUGCAGGACGAGGACCCUGCGACGCCGAAGCUGCGUUGGGAGAUCGAGCAGGUCGGCUACAACGCCUCGCUCCAGGCCGAGAUUGCUCGCUGAUCGAUCCAUCUACACAGUAGCAUGAUCAUCACCCUAUCUAGAUAGCAACGCACGGGAGGAGGAUUUGUUUUUUUGGCAAUGCUUCGUGUCCGUGCGUUUUGCUCCCUUACCAUAAAGCUUGUCCUGACUGAACCAGCGACCAUGUAUUAUUAUUAUAUAUCCAUUUGUGCUCCACGUAAUCGUAUUAGCUAUUUUACCCUGA
Molecule: messenger RNA, 1006 nt
Organism: Phragmites australis (common reed)
Lineage: Eukaryota; Viridiplantae; Streptophyta; Magnoliopsida; Poales; Poaceae
Product: cytokinin riboside 5'-monophosphate phosphoribohydrolase LOG3-like
Exons: 6
Coding region: 121-804 (227 amino acids)
Biological process (GO): cytokinin biosynthetic process
Cellular component (GO): nucleus; cytosol
Molecular function (GO): hydrolase activity, hydrolyzing N-glycosyl compounds
Source: RefSeq, a predicted model, not a curated record